AUGUCAAAUUCAAAGAAUAAAACCCCAAAGUUAUAUCAUCAAAGCUCACAAACUACUGUUCAUAGUGUAAAUUCUUUAACAUCAAACCAAACUCCAAAUACAACUCAAAUUCAAAAUACAGUUUCCCCUCAUGUACUAAUCCCUCAACACUCUCAUCCCCUAGGAGAGCAUGUUAAAAGAGUCUUUAGUGUUGAUGAUGGACCAGAAGAAAUUGAGCAAGAUAUAAGAAAUUACCAAACCAAUGCAUCUGUAUUUACUGGUACAGCUACCAAUAAUAAUAAUAGUUCUUUUAGCUUAGGGGCUAAUAAGACAGUAUACCCCGUUCCACAGCGUUUGGUAAAUAUGACUGCAAGUUCUUCGAGUCAAAGAAUCCCUAGCCGUAGAUCACCAAGACCUUUAAGAUAUCCCUCCGAAACCUCUGUUCCAAUGGUUUCUCAACCGAAUACUGGUUCUACUCUUUCAAAAUCUAAUUCUAAUACCCCAAAUGUUGAACCUAAUAAUAAUGCCAAUGCCAAUACUAAUGUCACUAAUGCUAAUGCCACUAAUAAUAACACCACUAAUAAUAAUACUAAUGUCAACAAGUCAUGUUCCAAGCAUCAUCUAACUGAAGAAGAAGAAGAAGAAAUAGUAGCCGAGGUUUUGGCCCAUACCCUCCAAACUUUACCCUCCCCAACUAAUAUUCAUCACGCUGAUUAUUUUAAUGCCAGUGAUAUUAUUAAUAUGCAAAACCCUACUAUAUCUAACGAUCAAGUGUCUAUGACAUCUUCAUUAGAAUCGUACACUUUGAGAGAAAGACAGGAUGCUAUUAAUGAAACUCAUCCAUUCGGUAUAAGAAUUUGGAAACCUGCGUUAUAUAAGAAAAAAAGAUCUGUACAAAGUGCAGCUGCUGAAGAUAUUCAUGAGACAAAAUUGAAAAAAAUUACUUGGUUUGUUAAAAUUUCAAAUUUUGUUUGGUUAUCUACACUAGGUUUGUUGUUAUUUAUAAUAUAUUCUAUUGCUGCCUUAUUAGUUUUAACACUUGGUUUAUUUACUAAAUCUGCAAGAGAAUAUGCAUCUGUAUUCUUCAAUUUGGCCAAAUAUUUAUUAUGGCCAUUUGGUAAAGUUGUCUUUUUGGUCACUAAUGAACGUUACUGGGAAGAAGAUAAAGAUGAAGGUAUUAGUGUUCAACAAUUUUAUAAAUGGGCCACCUCUUAUAAGAAUAGGUUAUUUUUCCAUCAAUCUCAAACUCAAUCAACUGACCCAUUAUUACAUAACACUAGUUUAAACCAUCCUUCCUAUGAUUCUAUUCAAAGAUAUAUGUCAACACAACAAUCAUCACCUAAUCCUACUAACUCAGGUAAUAACAAUACAUCUGCUAAUGCAAGAGUACCAACUACAAAUCAAACUCAUUCGAUCCCCAUGAAUCAACAAUUUUCUCAAAGUACUAUGAGAAGUUAUCCAAAUAUUAAUGAUCCAUUAAAUUCUGAUGGCAACUCUAAUCUGGGAGAUGAUACUGCUAAUAAUAAUGGUGCAAAUCGCAGAUAUUUUGGUAGAGGUAAUUGGACAUUUGGUAGAAUAAUAUUUUAUAUCUGUUUCCACUUAUUUGUACAACCAAUUGGCUUGUUAUUAUCCCUUAUAACAUGGUUAUUUGUUUUCACGAUCCCAAUGAGUAAUAUUUUGUGGAAUUUAAUGUAUCAUUGUAGAAAACAUCCUUUAGCAUUAGGUUUUAAAUCACUUAAAAACAAUUCAAGUUCAUCUAGAAGUAUUAUGAAUACUAGUGAUGAUAAAAACAUUUUAUUAUGUACAUUUAGAGCUGCUGGUUGGCAUUAUUAUAAAUUUACAGUAGAUGGUACAAAUGUGAUCGUUGUCAAUUUAAUUUCUAUUGUCUUUUUCACCAUCUUUGAUUUUUACGUUUUAAAAAAUAUUCUUCAAUUGGAAUCUGCUCUUACAAAUCCUUCCAAUAUUUUUGUUUUAUGUUUAGCAUCCAUCAUUCCAUUAGCAUUUUACAUAGGUCAAGCCGUGGCAUCUAUAUCUGCACAAACAUCUAUGGGUCUUGGCGCAGUUUUAAAUGCCUUUUUCUCUACUAUUGUAGAAAUUUAUUUAUAUUGUGUUGCUUUAAAUCAAAAUAAAGGUAGAUUAGUAGAAGGGUCUAUUGUGGGGUCAAUUUUAGGUGCCAUUUUAUUGUUGCCUGGAUUAUCCAUGUGUGGUGGGGCUUUAAAGAGAAAGACUCAACGUUAUAAUCCUGCUAGUGCUGGUGUCUCAUCUGCUCUGUUAAUAUUUUCUAUGAUUGUUAUGUCAGUUCCUACAAUUUUCUUCGAACUUUAUAGUGGUUAUGAAGUUAUUUGUGAUAACAGAGGAGAAAUAAAUAGUGAUAUCAAAUCCGAACAAUCAUAUCCAUUAAGUUUCCAAACUGCAUUUAUGGCAAUUCGUGAAGAAAAAUGUUAUUUUAAUCGUCCACCAUUAAAAUACAAUAACAUGUUUACUCACGUUUUAAUCCCACUAUCAGUAGCAUGUACUAUUGCAUUAUUUUUAGCUUAUAGUAUUGGUUUAUGGUUUACGUUAAGAACACAUGCAAAACUAAUUUGGCAAUUACCCAUUGCAGAUCAACAGUCUCAAUUAGCUCCAUUAUCACAAACUCAGUCGCAAACAGCAUCACAGGCCCAACUUCAAGGAAAUAAUAAUACUAACAAGAAUACUGGAACUACUAAUGAGCUUGUGCCAGAGAUUAGCAUUACUAAUAACAAUUGUGCCAAUGCUGUGCAUCAAGACGGUGGGCAUGAUGCACCAAAUUGGUCGAGAAGUAAAUCUACCUUAAUCUUGUUGUUUGCUACAUUAUUAUAUGCUAUGAUUGCAGAAAUCUUGGUAGACUGUGUUGAUACUGUGUUGGAAGAUUUCCCCUCGUUAGAUCCAAAGAUUUUAGGUUUAACUAUAUUUGCGUUAGUGCCUAAUACUACUGAAUUUUUAAAUGCCAUUUCCUUUGCCAUCAAUGGGAAUGUAGCAUUGUCCAUGGAGAUCGGUAGUGCAUAUGCAUUACAAGUUUGUCUAUUACAAAUUCCAGCAUUGGUUAUUUAUUCAAUCUUUUAUACAUGGAAUAUGAAUCAUAGUAAAGUUGAUAUUAGUAAUCAAAUGUUUGCAUUAAUAUUUGAAAGAUGGGAUUUUUUUUCAUUGAUAUCUAGUACUCUAUUAUUUACAUAUUUGUAUGCUGAAGGGAAGUCAAAUUAUUUUAAAGGGUCGAUGAUGGUAUUGUUGUAUUUCGUUAUUAUAUUAAGUUUUUAUUUCCAGGGAGUUGUUGAAGGCUUAUAA
Henningerozyma blattae CBS 6284 is the source of this 3282-nucleotide messenger RNA. RefSeq lists its product as uncharacterized. Gene Ontology annotation, biological process: intracellular calcium ion homeostasis; calcium ion transmembrane transport. Gene Ontology annotation, molecular function: calcium:proton antiporter activity. NCBI's taxonomy places the organism in Eukaryota, Fungi, Ascomycota, Saccharomycetes, Saccharomycetales, Saccharomycetaceae. The transcript has a single exon. The coding region runs from base 1 to 3282 and encodes 1093 amino acids. Gene Ontology annotation, cellular component: endomembrane system; membrane. The record is from RefSeq and is a predicted model, not a curated record.